Messenger RNA from Syzygium oleosum, 2496 nucleotides. RefSeq names its product cysteine-rich receptor-like protein kinase 44. The record is from RefSeq and is a predicted model, not a curated record. The coding region runs from base 363 to 2312 and encodes 649 amino acids. NCBI's taxonomy places the organism in Eukaryota, Viridiplantae, Streptophyta, Magnoliopsida, Myrtales, Myrtaceae. Gene Ontology annotation, molecular function: ATP binding; protein kinase activity. Gene Ontology annotation, biological process: protein phosphorylation. The transcript has 7 exons.
UAAAAAUGAACCAAAUAAAUGAAAGGUCUCAUCCUGUUGGUCUGAUUCCCUUUCUAGAAAAUGAAAUAUUCUUGGGUCUCCUAAACCCAUCAUCUCACGUCAACUUCAAGAUGCUACAGUGAAGUUUCUCUUCGCUUUCACGCAAGAAAAAAUAGAACAAAGAACUUUCUCUUUUGCUGCAAUUUAACAAUUCCACUCUUGACCAGAACUCGAAGAUUCUCCACCCACUUUCACUAUGUUGAAUUGUCUCCAUGCGAUGGACCUUUCAACUCUUAGAGAAAGUUUCUUCCCUCGCCGUUUAUGGAAAUCAUUCCCAGUUAGUGCCUCUUCACUGGUCUAGAAUACAGUUUCGACCCUGAAAGAUGGCAAGAGAUUCGAAUCUUGUCACCUUUUUCGUAUUCGUAGCAUCAAUUUUGUUUCUCGUCAUACCCAUUAAUGGAAACAAUCUUCUGUAUGUGCUUUGCCAACCUGAGAAAGGCAAUUACACUUUUGGCAGUCCAUUCAGGAACAACCUUGAACAGCUUCUGGGCACUUUGGCUUCUAGCACUGCAAAGACAGGCUUCAGCAACAGUUCUGCUGGGGAUGGCACUGAUCAAGUAUUUGGCCAAGCACUUUGCAGGCAUGAUGUGAAUAGGAGUGUUUGUGGGGAUUGCAUCAGGACUGCAAGUCAAGAGAUCAUGAGCCGGUGCAACAAGAGAGAUGCUGAUAUUUGGUAUGAUUAUUGCCAAAUAUCUUAUUCAUAUAAUGAUUUUUUCUCCGCGAUGACUUACCAAGGAAAGUACCCAGAUUGUAUUAAGCAGAAGAACGUAUCGAAUCCGGACGAGAUGAGCACUGCCCUGAAAAAGUUUAUGGAUGGUCUCAAAAGUAAGGCUACAUCCGCUUCAUCGAUGUUUGCGGCGGGCAGUUCGAAAUUCUCGAGCCAAGAACAUGUCUAUGGCCUCGUGCAGUGUACAAGAGAAAUCACUUGGGAUGAUUGUAAUACCUGUUUGGUGGGGGCCUUGGGGGAUCUGACAUCAUUUUGCUCCCGUCAUCAAGGUGGAAUCGUUGUCAGCAGAUAUUGCAACGUGAGGUUCGAGCUUUACCGCUUCUAUAAUCUGCAUUCUAAAGGUUUGGAUAAGGCAAAGAUGGUUUUGUUGGUAUUAGGUAUUCUGGUAGGGGCAUUGCUACUUUCCCUUGGGGUUUGUGUUGCCUUUCGAAGACAGAAAAAGACAACGACCAGAGAUGAAGAGAAAGACGAGAAUGUAUUGCGACAUGAAUUGGCGAAGCCCAUUGAGCUAUCGAUUCCAAAAGGGGAUCUAGAAUUUUCUGAUGAUAUGCUUGUCAUGAAUUUGGCAACUCUGAUGGCUGCCACAGUUAACUUUUGCCUUACAAACAAACUCGGACAAGGCGGAUUCGGCAUUGUUUACAAGGGAAUUCUACCAGAUGGAAACGAAAUAGCAGUAAAGAGGCUGUCGAGGAAGUCAUGGCAGGGUGUAGAAGAGUUUAAAAAUGAAAUCAAGCUGAUUGCAAAACUCAAACACAAAAAUCUCGUGAGGCUUUUGGGGUGGGGCAUAGAUGGACAUGAGAAGCUACUCAUAUAUGAAUACAUGGCCAACAAAAGCCUCGAUGUCUUCCUCUCUGACCCGAUGAAGAGAUCACAACUUGAUUGGAGAGCACGCUACAACAUAAUUCAUGGGAUUGCCAGAGGACUGCUUUAUCUUCAUGAGGAUUCCGUGCCGAAGAUCAUCCAUAGAGAUCUAAAGCCAAGCAACGUGUUGCUGGACAUCGACAUGGUUGCCAAGAUAUCGGAUUUCGGCAUGGCAAGGAUUUUCUCAGAGAAGCAGAAUGUAGCAAACACCAGAAGAGUUGUCGGGACUUUCGGUUACAUGGCCCCCGAAUAUGCAAUGGAGGGACAAUUCUCUGCGAAGUCUGAUGUGUUCAGCUUUGGAGUCAUCCUGCUCGAAAUCAUCAGUGGGAAGAAAAAUAGUGGUUUCCACCUCACCAAACGCGCAACAUCGCUGCUAAAAUAUUCAUGGAUUUUGUGGAACGAAGGGAAAGAGCUUGAAUUCGUGGACCCUUUCCUGCUGAAAUCGUUCGCACCAGCUGAUGUGCGCAGAACCGUUCAAAUAGGGCUUUUAUGCGUGCAAGAAGAUCCAGCGGACCGACCUCUCAUGACGGAUGUGGUGGUUCUUCUUAGAAGUGGACCGUCCGUGCUCUCUCAGCCAAAACAACCUGCAUUUUCAGUCGGGCGAGACAUCGCCUUGGAUAUGCUUUCAAUGCCAGAAAGUUCUUGUACCAACGAUCUUACUGCUUCUACAAUGUUGCCACGGUGAAUAGUGGCUAUCAACAUCGAAACAUUUGACAGCGACACGACUCUCGGGUUCAAGGUGUAACAUGUACUGCUGGUUCAAGCAGAAAUUAAAAUUCAUGAUCUGUCUUAGCUGUCUGAUAAUAGGUAAACUGAGCAUACGUAGGUUGUAAAGAAACCAUGUAAAUGACAGAUGCGGUCUUUGUGAA